Molecule: messenger RNA, 426 nt
Organism: Haliotis rufescens (red abalone)
Lineage: Eukaryota; Metazoa; Mollusca; Gastropoda; Lepetellida; Haliotidae
Product: serine/arginine repetitive matrix protein 5-like
Exons: 1
Coding region: 1-426 (141 amino acids)
Source: RefSeq, a predicted model, not a curated record
AUGGCGGAUUCCGGGCAAGAGGAAAGGCCUCAUCAAAGGCGGAGCCCGAGCCCAGAAGUGCCAUCUCAUCGUUAUAGGUGCCCCAGCCAACACCGUUCACGGAGAACUAGGAGCUCGCGCAGCCCCAAUCGUCGUGGGGAGAGACACUCAAGACACAAAAGUCCCAGCGUAAUCCUGGAUAGACUCAGCAGCCGUAGGAGCUCCCCAAGGAGUACUGCCGGUCAUAGGAGCCCCAGUCCUCGGAGGAGCUCGUACCGGAGUCAGAGCCAGAGCCAGCAGAGCCAGCAGAGCCAAACACGUGGUCGAGUGAAGACAGAAGGCACGAACAGCCUUCAACGAAAUCACAAACCGGUCCUGGUCCGUCGUGCAGGCGGAUCGGGCAACAGUCCAGGUGAACGCCGGAACAUGGACACAGGUACACGCUGA